This is a messenger RNA of Xyrichtys novacula (pearly razorfish), 35596 nucleotides long. The record is from the annotation of a GenBank genome assembly. Lineage: Eukaryota; Metazoa; Chordata; Actinopteri; Labriformes; Labridae.
GACGGUUGUGCCCUUCUAUCAAUGCAUGUAAGAUGAAGUCUUGUCAAUAUUUCGGUAAGCCACGGACGAAGUUGUUCAUGCAGGUUUUACUUUCAUAUCUAGAUUACUUUAUUCUAAAGUGACACUGGAUGCGUGUUUGAUAAAUGUGGGGUAGAGAUAGACAGUCUCGUAACAGUUUGUUCUUUCUCUCUCUAAAGUUUGCCAAAGACGUUAGCAACGUUAACGUUAGCAACGUAAAUAUUAUAAGACACCAAGUAAGUGUUAGCCAACACAGCUAUUAACAAUAAGGUAGAAAUUGCACCUUUAGCAGCUACAUGUUCAGAAAAUGCGGAGUACUUGUUAGAUCACAACACAUCCGCUUAUUUUAACCUUUCUUAAUUUUAUGUGCCCGGCAUAUUUUUUCUUCGCAGGUUAAUUUUCUUCAAACUGAAGCCGAAAUGACAGCGGUGCAGAUUCCCCCGAGAAAGAAAAAGUCUCUGCUAAGCAAACUUAAACUUGUUCUUAAGGAGGACAAGCCACGAAGGGUAAGAAUACUUAAAAAUGUCAUAGGCCUACCAUGGGGGAUGGUGCAUCAAGUCAUCUUCGCUCAUGUCACAGCUUGUAAAACAGAAUUAACACUGUCUAGUUGAAAUUAAGUACCGUAGAUGUUGUAACCAGGUUCUUUUUCAGCCUCUAACAGGAGCAGAAUUUGUGCACCAAGUUCUGGACACUGUCCCAAGCUUUUACAGAGCCUGCUUCAAAUGACAGAUUGUCCUAAUAUUUACAAUGGCUUCUUAAUGGAGGAGAGUCAAUGUGUGACUGCAGGGUUUUGUUGCAGUGGCCUUCAUUCGGCUAUUUAGGCAUUUUCUGGGCUGCCUGUGUUUGAUGAGGUACAUGGUCAUGGCCUAAAAUGAUACACAUAAAACUGCCUUUAACCAAUAGGUUUUGAAUGACUUCAAGUUUGUAGAUUGUUCCAUUUUAAUCGUAUUUUAACAAUAUUACUGUCUGCAAAGAAAAAAAAUGCACAGCAUUAAGUGGUUUUUAAUUUCUCUUUAUCUGCUGCAAAACUCCUUAUUCAAAUCCCAGAGCUGAAUGUUUAGAAUUAGAGUGGGUCUGGAUGUCUGCAUUUCUUCUUAGAAACAAAAAGAUUACAUCUGAGAAAAAGUGUUAGCUCGAAGAGAAGCAGCAUAAUUUCUCUUGCCAUGAUAAAGAAUUGUGUUUACUCAAGCAACUUUGUUGUCUCUGAAUAAUAGAACAGAGUCUAUUUUUAAUUCACACAUAACUGGCAGCUUUUAAAUAUUGCAUAUACAGUAACUCCCCAUGCUACAUUAUUCAUUUAGAUUUUAAGCCAAAAUCCUUCUCUGACCUAAACUUGAAAUAGGCUAAGUGCAGUUAGAUGUUUCUGCUACACUGAUAAAAUGGUGCCAGGAGAUUGUCAGGAAAGGAUAUAAGCCACAAAACACUGCAGAUAGGGCUCACUGAAAGAAAAGUAUUCAUAAUCUCUGAGCGCAUGAAAUCAGCUCAUGGAAAUUUUCUUAAUGCUAGCAGCUAAACUGUGUGUGUCAGAGCUGACAGCUUUUAGUCAUCUGUCUUACUGACAGCUCUUGUGCUCAUUAUCUUUUCCCUAUUUCUCCAUCAGGGGUUACAGCUUUGUUCAAUGUGGUGCCUCAUCACUGUUGAAUUUAGAGAAAGAGGAAACAGGCAUCUGUGCGGUCAACAUGAUUGCUUGUCUCCUUUUUUUUUUUUUUGCAGGUGAUUCCUUCUGUUUACACCCAGGAGAUGCUACACUCGACAGAGGAGCGCCUUGCAAACACCAAGGAGGUGCAUCCUCCCUGUAUCCUGGAAUUGCUUGACAUGAGCAAGACGACACAUCACAAAGUAAAUGCCAACAAAUAUUUUGAUAUCUCAGCAGCUUAACAAAUUCUGUGCUUUCACUGAACACAAAAGUAAAACUCAAUGCUCAAAGAACCAGCAAAAGCAUUUGCAGCAGUUGUGUGGUAUGAACAUGAAGCACACAGGAGGCUGAUUCCACCAACAGUAAUAGCUGUAACAGACAACAGUUUACAGAAAUGAUAGGUUUGGCAGGGAUUUCACAUCACCACUUCCAUCUCCAUACAAGUCUCAGCUCCUGCCAACUUUAAUCUUUCUGAGAGGAAAACCAGGGGGAGUCCACCAGAACUUUCAGCUGAAAAAACACAAGAAUCUAACAUUUGAUUUUGACAACCCACCCUCUUAUAUAAGAUUAUCAGGCCACGCAUAUGCACAUGUAAUAAGGUACAUAAACACUGCUUUUAUAAAAACUUCUCUGGCAUACCACUACCAUACUGUGUGAGUGUUUGCAUUCUAAUUACAGACUGUUGCUCCAAUAACCAUACUUUGCUUACUAGCUAUGUUAGAUUUGAGCCGCUAUAGAGAGAACAUUUUCUUUAUAGAUGACUUCAUCUCUUUCUAAAUGAAAGAAUGAAUAUAAAAGACUUAUUAGGAUGGUAAAUGAAACCUGCAUACAGGGAAUGUGCUGUCUGCUGAGGUCAUUUAUAUUGUACCAUAGCUUCUUCCUCUUAGUCAGCAGACACUAAUUUAUGUGCAGAGGGCAACCAAUGUGAAUGAAUGCUCUGUACUUUUAGAGUCAGGAUUUAACAGGGUGCUUAGGGCAGCAAUGCCAUCAAAAGUUUUAAAUUAAUAAAUGCAGCUUCAUCAUAAUUAGGUAGAUCUAUUUUUGAAUCUCACCCUAACCCCACUUUUUUACUUGUCAAAUAUUCAAAUGUAAAUAUAAGAGGCCUCCAUUGUGUCAUGGUUCGUAGUCGCAAUGAUCAGUGGAAUCUUUUUUAAGUCUUCUUUAUAUUCUCAAUUAUGCACAGUUUCAUGUGCAGAACAGUAGAAAGUACUAUAUCACUGACACAAUUUUCAUGUCUGGACAUUAAGUACAGGCUUAGCAUGACUAGAGAGACUAGAGAGAGAUUAAUCUGAGAUUCAUCCACCAACCAGCAGCUCAACCAAAAAGAAAAUCACUACUUGGUAUGUUUUUAUUUAGAGUAAAAAUGCCAAUUAACCAUUCUACUAGGGUCAUGUGAUAGAGUAUUUCUUGAGUAGGUUAAAAGAUGUUCUCCUGUCUUACUCUUAGUAAGAGAACAAAUCAAAGCGAUUUCAGUAAAAAUACUGUACAUUAUAAUGUUAGCUGAAGACUAAUCUUAACUCGGCACGUUUUAACAGUGUUGCUGGUUAACUAAUAACACCAAGUAGUUUCCAUUUCCAUGUUUAUAAUGUUUGUUGGGAGAAGGAGGAUAUUUUGAAAGAGAGGCAUACCUGGAGGGUUUGAUUUUUAUACUGUUUUGUGUCUGUGUCAGUUGUCUUUGGUAGACACUGAUCAACCGCUUUUUCAGCCCUUCCCAUCUGAGCUGGUUUUCCAGAACGUCACUCCUGCGCAGACUUAUCAGUUACCACUGCUACUCUUCAACAAUGACAAGGUGUGUACAUCAUAGACAAAGCAGAGAAUUGUUACACUAACAAAAUGGCUGCUGAGCUGAUGUUUCAUACACAAGAGUUUUUUUCAUGGAAGAACCAAAACAGUUUAAGUUUUCAUCAGACAGCGUGUGUGCCAGUAAGUGUGAAUUGUGUCCUCCAGGAGGAGAAUGAUUGGAAAAGGUCAGGGGGACUGGAGGAGAUUUAUCACUGCAAACUGUACAGACACCAUCAAGUUAUAAUGAAUAAAUCAUUACUUGUGUGUGUACCUGGCUCUCUGUGUCUUGCUGUGUGAGCUUUGUAGUUUUUCUCAAGUUAGUGUAUUUACUUAUUUUUUUCCCCCUAGGUUUCCCGACAAGUGAAGGUGGAGCAGCAGGACUCUGAGUUUUUCCAUGUGGUUGGUCCAGAGGGUGGAGGGUGCAAGGUUGCACCAGGAUUGUCUGCUACUUUCACUGUUUUCUUCGCCCCGCAGGAAGAUAAGGUAAUGAAGACAGAGGGGAGCCUGACUGCUCCAAAGAAUAAUCACACAGAGAAAGCUAGAUUCAGAAUGCACAGUGAAGUACCAAGGUAACCUGCACUUAAGACGCUGGUGUAGAAUUUAGAUCAGAUGAUUAGAUAAAGCUGUAAUCAGACCUGUGGAGAGACAGGGCAAAGGAUGUGGGUAAGAAUGUGAAAUUAGAGCGAUAAUACUGAAAAGUUGGCACUGAACACUGUUCUAAUGCUGUUCAAAUAUGAAACAACAGAUAUGAAACAUUUAAGAGAUUAUUUAAGUCAAUUUUACAGAGUACAUAAAAACAGAUAUACUUUGCAUUCAUAGUAUUUGCACAAAUGUAAAGUAUUGUUUCAGUAAGACUCAAAUGGUUUAGGGUCAUGGGUCAAGUAUUGUGUUACACCAGAACAUCCUUUUACCGUUUCCUUUCCUGGGUGAAAGUGAAACCUAGGAAGCAAAGGUCAACAUGUAAUAUAAUCUUGAAUGUGGGUUUGUCUUGCUUACAGUAGUCACCUUACUUAACUGUUUUUUUUUCUUUGCUUUUAAUUUUGCUUAACCUUGUGUAUAACAGUGAGUUUGGAGAAAACUGUCAGUCAAUUGGCCCCCUGACCAAUCUAGUUUUACAGUAAUGUUUUUAAAAAUGCUUGAAUCACCGUCAAACUUGGUUUGGAUGUUCUUAAAUUCCUGAUUAUAAAAGUGUGAUAAAUUUUAUCUUCAAACUAUUCAUCUGGUAGCAUGAAUGAUUCACAAACAAGUUCUUACAGGGGGAAAUUCCAAGAUUACAGCGGCAUAAAUACAGAUAAAAAAGAGAAAUUAAAGGAUAAAGAAACUUAGAGUUAAAAAAAAGACAUAUACAUGAUCUAUUUACUAUACUUGUGUACAGAAUAUACAUAUAAAUAUGAUUUAUUGCACACUGAAGUCUGACAGCUGCAGGAAGGAAUGACCUGUGAUACCCCUCUGUCACACACUUCGGGUGGAGCAUCCUGUCCCUUAAGGAGCUCCUCAGUGCACUGAGUUCAUCCCAGAAGGGGAAAUUCAAUCGAGUCUCUGCCCAGCAUGGAGGACAGCUUGGUCGUGAUCCUCCUCUCCCCAACUUCCUCCACAAGUUCCAGAGGGCAUCCCAGGACAGCGCUGGCCUUUUUUUAUGAGUUUGUCCAGCCUCUUCCUGUCAGCUGCUGUGAUGCUGCUCCCCCAGCAGGCCACUCCGUAGAAAAUGGCAGAGGCCACCACAGAUUCAAAGAAGGUCUCCAGGAGUGCCCCCUGCCCCCCAACAGACGUCAGCUUCCUGAGUAGACUGAGUCUGCUCUGUCCUUUUUUGUAAAGUGCGUUGGUGUUAUAAUCCCAGUCCAGUUUGUUGUUCACAUGGACAUCCAGGUACAAUUUAGUCAGCUGAUUUAGGUGCCCAAGGCGAUGUAACUAACUUUGGAAUACUUACUGUCUUACAUUUCCAUGUGAGUUAAAGGUAAAAUAUAUGAAUGAUCUCUGUGUGUGCCCCACACAAUCCAGCAAGGAUGUGGUGCAUGUGUGUAGAUUGCUGCUUUUGUCUGCAUCCAGGACAAAGCAUUAAGCAUCAUUUCAUAAAUACAUAAAAAAAAAAGAAAAGAAAACAUUUUUAACAGCUUAAGUGUCUGACAUGUUUUUUUGUUAUUUCCCCCAUCUAGGACUAUCACCACAGCCUGGUCUGUGUAACAGAGAGGGAGCGGUUUGAAGUCCCAAUUCAUGCAAUCGGGCCACGUGCCAUUCUUGACUUUCGUGACGAAUUUCAUUUACCAGUUUGUCCAGUAAAAACUUCCACACAGAGGACUCACUUUGUCCGCAACGUAGGAAACAGUGAAGCCAAGUUUACACUUCACACACAGAGGUGAGAGUCAGUACAACUUGGAAUCUUGGACCAUCUGUGGCCUUAAUUCAUUAAUAUAUAAUUUUAACAUAUUUUUAACACAUUAUAGUUUUAAAGCAAUCGUUCUAAAUCGUUUGGACAACUGUCUGUAGACAGGGGUGUGAAAAAAAUGUACCCUUUUCUCUCUUGUUUCAGUGGGAACGUUAAAGCCAAUGUUUAUUUUUGACAUCAAUCCAUCACUGUAAAAAACACUGAUAGACACUAGGCAACAUUUGCCUCAGCUGGAAUGAAAAACCAAGCUUGAACAUGCUUUUUUAAUAAUUAUUCGUAUUCCUUAUUUGUCAAACUCUGCUUUGCCCCAUGUUUUAGGCCCUUCUCAGUGACGCCCUCUUCUGGUACCCUGGAUGUAGGAGAGGGCAUGCAGGUGACUGUGGAUUUCAACCCCAUGACUGUAGGAGAUCAUAGCAGGGAUCUGCUUCUGCACUACCACACUGGUAGGAAGAAAACACACUUCUGAAAAAAAAAAGCAAAACAAACAAGCCAGUGACACAAAUAUUCUAAGAGAAGUGAGGACCAUAUCUUUGAAGAGACUGGUUUCAGUUGUACAGUCACGUGAUUUCCCUGUUGUAGUGAAAUAUUUAUAGCUGACCUACUCUGCAUAUCUGUUUUUUAGUAAUCAGAGUGUAGCAUUGCUUAGAUGCCUCUACCAAACAAAGGCUGUAAGUCUUUAGAUGCUUUUACUCAUCUUUGUUUUUGAUAUGAUUCUCAGCCUCUUAUCUUUUUUUCUCGUCUUUAAUCAAACCGUUUUCUGGAUUUCCAUUAAAGUGUGCAUUUCUCUCAUGAGACACUUUUAUUUGAUUCUUUUUCUCACAUCUCAGUUGGCUUUAUUUUUUUAGUAAAAAAGCAUCAAUGUCAAUCAGUCUACUUACUUACACACAAACAUGAACUCAAACAGUAAGACCUUGAACAGUAAAAGAAGUAGAGGGAAGAAAAUGGAAGUGGGGAGGCAACAAUUCCUACAAAAAUAGUUUACAUUAUCAGCAGGGUCAAAUGGAGUGGAACUGAAGGGAUGAAUGUGUUUACCAUUAUCACUGAGGUAAACACUGUAAUGAGAUUCUCUUUCAGCAGCAGUGAUGACCCUGAAGCAGAACUUGACUGCUUAACAGUCAUCAUACACACACACACACACACACACACACACACACACAAAUGUGCAUGCACACUGACACAACCAUAGAGAAAAAAAGACGAUUGAUACUGUACUUUUCCCAGUGCAAGCCGAGGCUUAAUGAAAACCAUUGGUAUACAGGGAUUAUACUUCAGUCAGAUGAGAAGCUUGUUAUGUUUUGUUCCUGUGGUUUUAUUCUGUAUGUGUGGAACUAUCUCCAUCACAUUCACAGCCCCUAUCAUUGCUUUCCAUCCAGAGACCUAUCUGUUGCAGCCUAGCACAAAAACAUCCCUCAAGCUGGUCCAAUUAGCACUGCGUCAUCUCCUUCCUAAUUGUCUAUUUUUCCCCAGCUUUAUGUGAACUUGAAUUAUGUGUUUAUGAUUGUGUGAUCUGCAAGUUUUUAAAUCCAGCAUGAUACUUUAACCUUGGAUGUGGUUGAUAAGAAGUCCCUAAUGAGGUACUUUGGGGUUUGUGUGAGUAUCUGUCUGUUUGUGUCUAUACUCGUGGCCAUGAAGUGAAAGGUGGCAUAAGUAAUAGUCAUGAGAGGAGAGUGUGUAACAUCCUCAGGGAGCUGCAGUGUGAACAUUGUAAGGAGUUAGCUUGAGAUGGCUGUGGGGUAUAAAAUUUACUGCUUUGUGAAGCUCCCUCUGAGGUACCAGUUAUCUUCCUCCUCUCUCCCCUCUUCUCCCCCCCUCUCCUCUCCUUUCCUCCCCUUAGCUGCAACUUACAUCUUAAUGGGCUUAUCAUUUACAAUACUCUAUCUUUCACUAUAUCGUGAUUGUCUUUUAUAGUCUAUCAUUAAAAUAGUAGCUCUUUCUUAAGCUGUCAUGCACCAGAGGAGUGCCCAGGCCACAUGGUAUUACAAGAAACCAGAAAAUAAAAUAGAUAACAGGAAGAAAAAGGAGAGAUAGGGAACACAUUCAUUUCUGUACAAAUCAAACAGUGACCAAAGACAAAAACAAUAUUGUAUCAUAAGCACUUUAGCACCUCUAAAGCAACAACCAUUAAUCCAACACUAUUGGACAUGUCCUACAAAUUUGACACAAAUUUAACCAGCUGAAACACCUUGUAUGUAAAUAGGGACUGAAGUCUUUCUUUUUUAAAUGCAGAAUACAAGACAGCCACACAUUUCUGAUGUUUUGAAAAAGUCUUUUAUAUUAGAGAAGCAGCAGGGUCUUUGCUCUGGAGGCUGCUAUGUUGGACCCUCAUGUUUUUCACAUUAGCUCAGAAAAGACAAACUCACAAAAAAACAACAGUUUUUGUUCAACUACUAAGGGGUUGCUUGAGACACAGGAGAACGGGGAGGACGGAGUGAGAUUGGUUGUUGUGUGCAAAUUAAUUUGUAUUGAUACUGUUCGAAUAAUAUUGUAUUUAUUUAAUCAUAAUGAAACCAAGAUGAAGUACAUAUAAGACAUAAAUAAGAUCGGGACAGGUCAUGGCAGAAAAUGAGGUUUAUCAUUGUUGUUAGAUGGAAAAUCCUAAAGACAAAUCUGUGUCUGAAGGUUGAUGCCAAAGUUGUCAGAAUUUUGCUGGAGAAUGUUCAUUUGCUCAAAGUGACAUUAGUUCACAGAGAAAUUAAGCUUUAGAUGUCUGAGUUCGUGCUGCUUUUAGAGAAACUGUAAAUGUUUCUUUAGAAUAAUAAGAGCCAACGAUGAGGUGAGGCUGUGCCAAUAACUCAUCAUGUCUUUCUUUUCUCUGACAGUAAUAAGACUCAGUGUCAUUUUGACUAACUACAAUACUUAUAGUUGGCCAACGGGUGGGGUACCACAUGUCUCCACUUUUUUCACAGUUUUUUCAGAGUCCUGAUACUUAACAAUGUGGUGCUGAGAUGAAUUAUGUUUAAUAGGUCAUUACUGAAGAGCAAUGGUUACCAUCAUCAGAAAAUUUCCAGACCUAUUAAACAUAAUUCCUGAAAAGUAAAGUACAAAAUCCGGACAGUAUUAUGAAGAACAGGAGUUAGUAAAACAGCACAAAGCAUAAAAUUUUACUUUACCUUUCAAAAAAACCAGUCGUGAGCUGGUUAAUAUUUUGAAAAAUGAAUGGCCGUCUAUGGGCGAUGUUAAGUGGCUCCACCACACGCUAACACCGGAAUGCUCACUUCCGGUGGAGGCUCAUUUAAAGUUUAGAAAAAUCAAUUUCUAUUGUCAGGUGUAAUAUUUUAUUUCCACAAAGUCUGUUUUGCUAAAUACUACGCACGUAACCUUUAAAACAGCUGCUAUGCUAUUGUUUCCAAUAGAACAAUGCAUCUGUAGAUGGCCUUUAAGAUCAUAAGGGUACUCUCAUGUGAUUGAAAUACAUAAAUAAAUCACCCACUUGUCAUCACCCAAUCACCCAACACUCAGUUAAAUAACUUGACACAUCUGCUUUUGGUUUAUGAGUUUUUAAUGUUUUUUGUUGUUGUUGUUGUUGUUGGCUCUGCUGUUGGGACUCACCACUGCUCAACGCAGCAAACUAAUAAAUCAUUUGUCCUCUUUAUUUCCUAAGGUGCAAUUGCUUGUUAAAGUCUGUUAUAAUAGACCUGGAUUGGGCAAUCUGUUACUUUGCUUGUUUGUGAUCAUCUCAUUAAAAGUGGAUUUUUGGGGGAUUCUGGGACUUACAGUAGUUUAAUACUCAUGGUCACCUAUAUUUAGGUUAGCCUUGGUUGCAUGAGCAAGUAUUUGGAGCACUUAACAUUAAAGGCAUAGAGACCAAUCUUUGGGUUUAAUGUGCUGAGUCACUAGGGGAACAAUUAGAUCUAAAAGAAGGAAACAGCAGAAAACAGAUUAUGCAAGUGGGGCUGAGGGUGUAAUGUUUCCUUUUUAUUUCAUCUCAUCCCCUUUUGAAAAACAUAUGCACACAUUAAAUACAUUUAUUUAUAUUUUGAUUUUGUCUUUUAUCAAUUGAAGGCUGUCAAACACGUAAGUUGCCUAAAUCUUUGGUGUUUCACGCACUUCCAUCUCAACAUUGGUGGCCAAAAAUAGCAAAAACGAAAGUGACAGGCUGUGUUGAUUAACCAAGAGAAGGCUUCAGUCAAAAGCAAAUCAGCCUCACUCCUGACCCAAGCUUGGUGCAUCAAAGUCUCCUCAUGAGCUAAUUUUGGCUCUGCAGCUCCCCAGAAGUCAUCUCAGUAGUAAAAUCCCAUGGUGCUAAACAACCACUGAGGAACAGCUAAGUAGCAUGCAGAAAAGGACUCCAGCACACUCUUGUUAGAUAUGCAUCAGCUGGGUGGAUAUUCCACGGUGCACUACCCCGUUUUUUACCGUGAGGCUCUCUCUCUCUCUCUCUUUGUGUGUGUGUGUGAGACAGGAAAUUCUGUGGCACGCUGACACGGCAGUUACUCUGUUAUCAGUAGUCAUACUGAAACUCCAUCACAGGAAAGUCACCUUGUGAAGAAGUGUCUGAUUUUGAUUGGAUAACAGCUGAAGUGUUAUGACUUUAGAUUCUUUAUGCAUUUAUUUGAACUUUAUCAUUUAAUUAUGAUGAUGCUGUUCCCCAGGGCAGGGAGACACUGGAUAGAUUAUUCAUUAUUCAUUGUUCUUUCUUGGUUUUUAAUGAUGAUUGUUUUGAAUGAAAGACGGGAUCUGUAGGGAUACAGUUUAUCUUUUUACUUUUGUUGCAAUGUAAAAUCAUUUUUGCUUGACCUCUAAAAAAUGAGCAGGGGUGCUGUGUGGCAGCAGGCACCAGUAGUAGUGUUCAGCAGCAUUAAGCUUUUAUAAUAGGAAGGCCAGCAAAGGUCCAGAACACCACUUACAGCCCAUCAAGAGAAUAUCAUUUUUAAUUUAGCACCUUUCCCUGACUCCCCUAUGCUCAUGUAUGUUUCAGAUCAGCAUACCGCAAAAGGCUUAACUCUGCUGUUGGAGAAUUUUGCACACGCUGGCUUCGUGUGCAUGUUUGUCGUGUGUCAUUUUGCAUGUGAUGCCUUGCACCUUACACCCUGUGCGACGUUUUUAUUUCCUUUGGUGACUUGAAAGCCAGUGCGGCUUAAAAAAGUAAUAGUUUGCUUGUUCUGUUUUAAAAGUGAACAGAGAAUUCGUGCUCCUCCAGUAACACCCUCCCACCCCGCCACCCUUACCCGCCUCCUCUGUCACUGCUGCUGGUUUAAAUGAGAAGACGGACAGCUCUUAGGCAGCACUGAGGCAUCUGCUUUGACAGGGAUAGGGCACCAAGGGGACCUCAGCACAGCAGCCUUUUAGAAAAGCAGCACAGGCACUCACAAACAGCAAGCAGCUACACACCCAAACUCACACACGCAAAACCUGAGUGCAAGCACGCGCUCUACUCACAGGCACGUAUACUGCAGAGCUGCUGUUUGUGCUGUAAUCAAAGCUAGCUGAGGAAGGUUGAGAAGUUCCCUCACUGUGUACAUAGAAGAAUUAUGGGAAGAUAAAGUUGGGGGGUAGGGGGUGGCCAGCAAUGAUGAAAGCUUGGCAAUAAGCUGCUGCAGCUCUCCCUGCCUGUCAGCUGCUGUCAUAGCACCCUGAUGCCGCGAGAUAAUUGCUUUUCUUUCUGUAUUUCACCAUUCUUUCCUCUCUGCCUCACUUCCUUCUAUCACUCAUCCUUCAUCCUUUGUGUUUUCCCUUCUUCUUUAUCUGAUGGUGUCUCACAGCUUUCUUGUCUUUCUAGUAGAGAGAAAAAGAACUGUCCUUCUUUCAGAGCUGUGUUAGGUUUUUAUAAUUCCCUUUAUUUCUGCCUUUAGGUACAUAAUAACUAUCUCAGUUAUACUUGCCUGUUUGGCAAUCUCUGAAUUCUUUUUAAGUGCUCUUACAAGUGGACAUGUAUGGUGAUUGAAAAAACUCUCACCAGACCUCAUUCCUCUCGGGUUUGUUGGCUCUUUCCCUCAGCUGAGGCUGGGGCUGGUGUGUUGUUGAUUUCCCUUUAAGCUAAAUACCUUACACUGUGAGAGUUUGACUGCCCUUGAGGCUUUCUUGCUACUCAAGAAUGAGGUAUCUCAUGCUCUGAAUUAAUCACUGCUGCUCACUUGUGUUCCAACCUCGGCAGAGAUUGAUUAAAGGUUCUCUUUGCAGCCUGCAUUGAACCAGGUUUGAAACUAAAUGAGAUGGUAAUCUAAUGAAAUUCAACAUGUUUAUUAUUGCGGCAGAUAAAUCUUUAGAAAACUGUCAGUGCUUAGGUUGACUAUUAUGGAGUUUUUCUUUAGGCCAAUUUGUUGUUGUUGUUUUUGUUGUCAGAUUCAGUCUUUCUUGGUUCUGUUUGAUGGUGCGGUAUGGCCCUAUGAAGUAACACAAUGUACUUCUUCGGUGCUUUUAGCCAAGGGAUUGAAGGAAAUAAGUUUGACUCAACCUGGCCACCACCUUUCCCAGGCUUUUUUAACAUAACCCCAAACUCAUUCAGAUGUAAAGAGUUUUUUAAAAAGUGAUUAUUAACUGGCUUUGGUAUCAAGAAUUGUUUUUUAGUCCUUUUAGAGGAUCUUCCGCAAAGAGGAGCUUUGUCUCUUUAGGCAACAAAUUUAAUGUAACUAUGUUACAAGCUCAAUUCUUCUCUCAGUGGUAGAUUGAAUAAAACAAACUCUUUAGAGUCCUUAUUAUUUGUGUGUUUUAGUAGUAGAGUACUGGAAUGUAUUAAAUGUGUUCAAGAUCUGAAAUUUUGAGCAUUCACAUUUUCUGGAGCCAGAAAAGAAAAAAGUAGAAUUGAGGGCUUUAAAGGGAUAUUCUGGCGUAAAUUUAAAUGAUGGUCAAACACACCGUAACACAGAGAUAGACACCCCCCUCGAGAGAUGAAUGUUGCAGACCACUUGCUUCUCUAGUUAUACCAACUUUAGUAACGACCGCAUGAUAGCGAUACACAGCUGUCUAUGUCUCCACGUGCAAACCUCAACCAAAAAGUCACUCUAUAGCCACAAAUAAUGCUCAGAACAGCUACUAACUAGCAACUCUUUUUAGCUUUGCCUGGUUUCUAUAGCAAGAGACCAAAGACGAUUCACCCACUCUCCUCUAGCAGCCGCUUGUUUGUGGGGGGGCCCGGGCGAGUUGAUCACCGAGUGCAGCGGAGUUCUGCAGCUCAAGGAAGAACAUUUAUGACCAUUACUUUAUGGAAAUACAAUCAGAGUUAUUGUGUAUCUUGUAUGUGCACUGCAGACAUGGUAGUUCUUCUGCCUAAGCAUCUCAGUCUGAUUGCAUUUCCAUGAAGUAAUAAUCGUAAUUUUUUUCCGCUGAACUCAGUGAUCGACUUGUCAGGGCUCCCCCACAAACAAGCAGCUGCUGGAGGAGAGUAGGUGAGUUGUGUUUGGUCUCUUUGCUAAAGAAACCAGGCAAAACUAAAAAGAUGUUUGAUGGCUAGUACGAUGACUGGGACCCUAUAUGCACUGUUGAUGAAGUUGGUAUGACUAGAGAAGCAAGCAGUCGGCAACAUUCAUCUCUUGUGGGGGUGUCUAACUCGGUGUUACAAUGUGUUUGACCCUAACUUAAAUUUAGGCCUGAAUAUUACUUUGAACUGCCCUCAUUUUCUUCUGAAUGCUUGCACAGAACUGUAGUUUAAGUGUGCAGCUGUUAAUGCAUUGCUUGGCUUUCUGGCAUUGCCAACAGAAGUUUUCAAAUGUGACAUAUGGUACUCCUUUAACUGAAGAUCUAAAGUACUAAUACAGAAUAUUGGCAGGAGCAUAAUUACCCUAAUGAAAGUGCUAUUUUAAAAUCCACAACUCUGACAAUAACCCCCUCUGAAGAUAAAUAGCUGAGCAAUAUCAGUAAAUAUUGUGAGUUGACAGGUUGAACAGAGCCAGCUUUGCAACAUUGCAGAUUAUAGCCAAUACCUACCUUGUUUACCAAUUAGUUUAGUUCAUAGAAAACCAAUAGGUCUCAUAAGCCAAAAUAUCAUCAGUCACAGAAUGAAUGACUUUAUGUUAUAUAAAAGAAAGAAAGAAUUGUGUGUCAACUCGAUUUUUUUACAUUACAAUGUAAGAUCAUGAAAGGUUUCGAAAAGUAGGUGCUCUGACAAAGCACCUUUAGUUCUUUUAAUUCCAACUGAAAUGUCAUCAUUUGGUUUCUUGGUUGUAACAUUUGAUAUAGUCAUUGGAGAGUUUUCAGUGUAAGAAAGAUUGUCAUUUUAAUUCCUACUUAAUGCUUAAUUUAUUUGGAGUUGUUUUUCAUAUACUUGUCUUCACAUUUGUCCGUACACGUGGGACCCUCCGACUCCAGUUGUAUUUGGUGAAGUCCUUGUUUGCAGCCAUAUUGUUUGACAAAUAAAAUACCAGGUCAAUCCUGGCUGAAUUUUACUUGUGGGUAUUAUCUCUGCCAACACCCUUGUUUUGCACUCAGUAAAGUGUCAUUUGCUGUUGCCAUGGAAACCAAUCACUGAGGAGAGAAAUCUCAGGGCUGUGUUUGUAAAACUCAUCAAACCGCCUAGACGGUGCUCGGCAAAUGUAUUUAGAGAAAAAUGGAGCCUAAAGUCAGUCAUGUGAUUUAUAUUGAUUGAUUUAUACUUCUGAAUGUUAGGAGUGGGGCUUAGUGGCUGUGAGAAAAUCUUGUACCAAGUGUUUUAAUCAGCGACGUUUUAUCGUGACUAAUUUCUUGUUCUGCAUUCCAGUUACCUUUGAAGUCAGAUGUCGGAGGUGGGAAUUACAUUACACCUGAAUUGAUGGCGUUCCAGUUAACAAGUUGGAAAACUAAGAUGGAUGCCUACUGUUAGCCAUUGUUAGCUGUUGCUAACAGUUGUCAGCUGUUGUUAGCUGUUGCCAGUUGUUGUUAGCGGUUGUCAGCUGUUGUUAGCUAUACCAGUUGUAAACAACGCAUAACACAGUAUUUUACUCUUACAAACGCCAUAGCAUCGUGUUCACAAUUAGACGUUAAGCAGUACAACAUAUACUUCUUAUUUAUUUCACAAAAACAAAACAGAGGUGCUCAUAAAUAAUACAUUAGGAGAGCUUUCACUGUUACUCUUAACUGUUGAUGCACUGCGCUGCCAUUUUGGAUUAUGACAUUGUUGUCAAAUCGGGGUUGGUGAGGAUCGUCCAACUUUCCGAGUCAGAAAUCCGACUUCAGGGGGCAUUCCAAAUGAAUUUCUGACUCGGAGCUCAGAAAUCUCGACUUCCGAGUACAACUGUAACGCAGCAUUAGUGUGGGUAAAUGAUGCCAAAGUUGUUUGCUAAGUAUAGUUACCGUUAGCAGAGCUACCACCACCAGGUUGGAAUGUUGCUCAAGGCGUCAGUCAUUUCUUUUAGCUACUGAAUAAUGCCAGCAAUAAAAAACUGGUGUCAAAAUAGGUUUAUUCUUACUCUGUUAUGCACUUGGUGGACAGACACUAUGGGGGAGGUGGAGUUGCGAGCUUAAAGUAAUUCAUGGCAAAUUUCAAAAGCCACUUUAGCUGUAGACAAGCUUUGAAAGCACUACAAAAGAGUGAAAUACCCAUUGGGCACAUUGGGUUGCACCGCACAACAAAUAUCCUCUAAUUCACUUUGUUCAGGGCUUUUAUUUCAGGUGGUUAAUAUCGACAGAAGUAUUUGUGUCCUCACUGAAGCCAGGGAAAUUUUAUAUCAAAUAGAUUAUGAACCACAGAAUCUCACGGGGCUUGUAGAAUGUAAAAGCAAACUUAAAAUUCAUUUAUUUCCUUAUAUUGUACCUGAAAGAGUUGCCGUUUUGUGCCAAAUAAGAAGUUUCUCCAUAUAAAUGUAACCUCUGCCAGUAUACAAAAACCCAGGAUAAGCAGUGUGUCUGCAGGCUUCAGCUUCAAUCUUUCUGAUUUGAAUGUAAACAAACUCUCACUAGAUUUACAUCAGCCCUAGUUCUUGGAGGUCUUAUUCAAAACCUUGUUUUGCAUCUUAUUCCUGCUGCUGGUUAUUGUUGCUCUUCACUCACUGCCAGAGGUGGGCACCCUGUGAUGCUACCAAAGGCUCAUUAGAUGCACUUAUAACCACACAGUCCUCUGCCUUCGACUUUGAGCUUAAAUAUUUACUCAAAGAAGUUAGGUCAGAGAGCAGUCCUUGAAAAAGUAUUUAGAUGCUGUAUUAUGACUUAAAGCUUCUAUCAAGAAUUCAAUCCAACAUAUUUCACUUUGCUGCAACUUAGAAAGGCUUUGGCAGCAUAAUAAAGUUGGUUGUUUGGGUUGCCAGAUUUCCAGGAUAUUUCGAGCGCCAUUUUAAUCUCUUUGCACGGCUCGGUUUGAUCCAGAUCCAGCCCUUCAAAGCUAAACUUUGCAGUGUGUCCUUGACUCCUCUGUGAGUUUCUCCUCUACCCAUUGCCCACAUUAUGCCCGAGACUCCCAGAGGAACAGCAGUGGCUAAUCAGAGGAUAGAAUUUUGUUGUGCUGGGCAGCUCACAUUUGCCUGCUGUAUGUGCAGUAUGUCAGAGCGUAAGUAUCUCCCCUUCUUGCAGCUGCAACUUUAUAGGGCAAUGCCUUUCCUUAGAAUUAACUUCAUGUUCACUUACUUAUUAAAUAUGCAGUAAAGAACACUAUUGUAAUCCUUUUGGUUUGUAUGCUUAUGCUAAUACGUCACACUGAGGACAGACAGCUCUAUCAUGAAUAGAGAACUCUCAGACUGAGACAUUCAUAAGUGAAGUUGAACAACGAACACUUCUGCAUCGAGAAAAAGGAAAAGCUUUGUGGUUCAUAUUUUUCUUUGAUUGCUAAUUAAAUCGUUGUUGUUUGGAGAUUGGAGAGGUGGUUGAAAAGUUUGAGGAAAGCCUUUCUUCGGAAAUUUACUCUGCUGAUUUGAUCCCGUGACUCAAUUUUUAAUGAAUAGCUGAUAACCAACAUUUACGGUAAGCACUUUUCUGCUUCUUUUGUGUGCCUUCUGUUCAGGUGAGGAGGUGUACAUCAGCCUAUACGGGGUCUGUGAGGAAGUCAACAUCCAACUUGACCGUGACUUUGUGCUGCUGCCAAAGACUUACGUUUCCUUGGCCAGCGCCCAAACAGUGUCCCUCAUCAACAAGAGUGAUACACCUCUACAGUACUGUUGGACAACAUGGCCCAGCCUGCAAGAAGAGGCCCUGAACUUACUGAGGUGUGCACACGUAUGAUUUAAAUCUGAUGAUAAUUGAGCACAUUUACAAUUGUACUCCUCAGAUCUCUGAGCCUUUGGGUACAACAAAUGUUGUGGUUUUGUGUGGAACGUGGUUUUGAUAACAUUUCUUUAAGAAGUGCUGGCUGUGCAAGUUUCCUCUCUUACUGCAUUCAUGUAGCAAUUAAAAUGACCUGCUUUCUUUACUACAGAAUGUGUUUCCAGAAAUAGCCCAGGUGUCUAUCACUUUCUUUCCUGUCAGUAACUCUUUGUUCUUCUCUGUUCCUUUUUCUCUCUGUCCCUUCUCAUUUCCCUUUUUGUUUUUUUCCCUUCAUCCCCCCUCCCUUUGUUUUGUUCUCUAGGGGCAGCUCAGCACUCCUGCUGAAAGAGGAGGAGGAGAAGGAGCGAUUACUUUAUCUGUGUGAGUCUGAUCCAACAGCGAUCCAUCGCCUCCCGUUGCUGUCCAGAGCCUUGCAGGAACAGAGAAGCCAGGCUGUGAGGGACCACCUCCUGGCCUUCUCACACAACUGCAUAACUGUGGAACCAGCGGUUUGUCUGUGUUAUAUCCUCUCCUCCCCGCCCACUCAUAUGUUCAACGAAAAGUUCUCCUGGAUUUGUUUAGUGUUUCUCUUUGUUUAAGGUGUACUAUGUAGUAUUUAGCUGCAGUUAGCACAACCUUGAUAGAAAUGGCAGAGAUUGUUCAAAGGUACCUUUAAAUUGAUAUAUAAUCACAUAUUGACAUAUACAUGUUUCAGCUGUAGUUUCUUGGCCACCUAUACUUCGCUGACAGGAAGGGUCUAGAAUCUGACUGCUGGAUAUCACUUCAUUUUUCUAUUUCUACACACUGCACCUUUCCGUAUGAACACUAGCGGGGAUAUGUCUGACAAAUGUAACAUUUUAAUUAAUACCAAAUGCGGAUUCAGGGGCUCAUUUCCUGGCUCUUGAGUAAAUUGCAUGUUUAGCAUCACUACUUACUAUUUAAACAGAAGUGAGAAUCAAAAGUAAUUCUCUCUGAAAGAUCAAAUCUGUGUUACGACGUGUCUCUUAGAGUCAAGUUUCACUUUGUUGUUCAUACAGUCAUCCAGUCAGACUCCUCAAUGACAUGAGGUCAGGGACCGGGCCCUUUUGCUGCCCAGGGACCCUCAGGUAGCCUGACCUGUUCUGACACCCCUUCCCUUUUUCCUGCCAGUGUCUCCUCUGCUUAGCUCAGCCAUGUUCUUGCUCAAACUAGAGAGAGAGGAGGCAGGCAGGCAGGCAGGCAGGAAGGUUUGAGAGAGAGGGUGGGAGCUUGAGAGACAAAGCAAACAGUUUGGAGGCUAGUCACAACACAAACUUUGAGAGGGUAUUUGAGAGAGAAAAGUUCAGCAGUCUAGGUACACAUACUCCCACGUACCCACCCAAAAACACACAGACAUGUCAAAAAAUCACACUGCCUAUUAUUAGUGGGAGUUUGAGAGAGUUAAAGCGUGUUUACCCAAGUCAUAUCAUUGUAUUUGUAAGCUGUCAAACUAUAUUCUACCCUGAAACAACCACGGUUGUGUUAGUUAAAAAGUCACCUCUGAUCCUUUUACAUUAUGAGGUUCUUUGUCAUUUUUUCUUUCUGUGUAAUCAGCUGUAUUUGUUUUCUGUGAUAUGGCAAUAUGCUUUCUUUCUUGUCUUUACAUGGCCUAGGAGGGUGAAAUAUGGCCCAAUAUGACGGCACAGUUCAGCAUCAUCUUCAAGCCAGAUGAGGCCAAGCUGUACCAACACACCAUUUACUGUGAUGUCGCAGGUCAGUGUCCCGUCUAGAUGGUUCAACACUCCCUCAAAUUUAACAUAUAAAAGCACAGAAUUACAUUAAAUUUACAGUAUACUCAAAGCUAAGUCAUCAGGAUUAGGUUCACUGCCAGACAGUCAACAAGAAUGUAAACACAAACAUGAAUCUCAUGCUUAUGUUUUGUACCAACAAAUACUUUUUUUCAGGGAACAGAGGAUAGUAAUGUCAAUAGGUGGUCCUGCUACUUUGAUCAAUAGGGUUUGGGUCGAUUUGAGAUGGAUGGGGGUUAACAAUUUUGAUUCUUUGUGAAAAGUUUUUACAUUUAUUGAUCGAUGACCUAGCCAUAUGCUACAGCUAUUCAUGUUCCUUCAGGGUGAAUUUCCAUCAAUUUGCUGAUAGUUCAACAUAUAUCCGUCCUCAAGAAGAAGGUGUAAAAUUUGCUUGUACUUAAGUUUUGGUUAAGAUUACUCCAGCUCAAGAUAAUCAUAUUUUAAGCUUUUAAGAUUUGUAGAAAUAGUUAUGGGGGUCCUUUUUACCAUCAAAGUCCUCUGUCAGUACAAAUUACAAUUCAUUUUGCACACAACAUAACAUAACACUCUCUUCUUUAUCUUUGUCAAAGCAGCAAACAUAGAAAUAAUACUAAAUAAUAAUGAUUUUAAAAAAUGUUAUUUACAUUGCACUUUACAAUUCAGGCAACAAAGUGCUUUACAGUGUGCAAUUAAAACAGAACGAGAUACAAAGGCAAAUAACUAAAGCAUCCAAGCAGUAAAAUAGAUAUAGAAACAUACAUGUCUGUAAAAACAAAUGAUUAAAAGAAAUAAGAGUUUAUUUAAAAGCUAAAUAUUUUUCCCUGAGGAUUUUUGACAGGUUAACUCUUGGAACGCUGUCCCCAGUUGUCAGACCUUUUCAGACCUCCCUUUGCCGCACCAUUAAAGACUUGUUAGCACUCCGAUCCAGAUCUCUACCUCAGAAAUGUAGUUUUAGUUGAAGCAAGAAAUCAUCCACAAUUCUUUUGCUUUUGACUUCAAUGUGCAAAACAGAUAUAAGGUUUGUUCAUUUUCCCUGUUAUCAUAUUCUUAACACAAAAUCAAACAUCAGCAAGUAAAUACAUUUUACUCUGCCAGAGGUCUACUCUAGUGUAUAAACUUAUGGUGACAUUUCAAGUUACAUUUUCAGUUUUGGAAUAAGGAUAGAUUUAUUGACAGCUCUAGGUGAGGGUGGGAUUUGAGAUCAGCUUAGGUUGAAUGUCAAAAAAAGAAUCUGUUUCUAGUUUCCUGUUUCAUACAUUUUUAAAGUGACAUUCAUAACUAAAUACAACUUAUUUCUUGUACCAAAAACAGUUUGGGUGCACAGGACAGCUCUUCUCUGUUGUGUGUCUAUUACCAGCUGGGAUGGAAUGCUAAACUGCUUCAAGCAUGCUGCACCCUCCUCCUGUAAUAGAUGGCUUUGGCUUUUCAUAAAAGAAUCUCCUUCCCUCAGCGGGCUGUUGCAGACAAAGGCCAGACAGUCGUGUCAAAGUAGCAAACUGUGUCAGUCUGUUUGUAUGCUGUCAGAGGACAACUGCUUCUCUCAACAAAACCUCUUUAUUGUUUCCUGUCUUCAGUGUGUGAUGCCCACAACCAAACCUGGUUGGAGCUGUAUUAGUUGAAGAACCCCUAAAUCUGCCUAAAUGUUUAAACCACUGGACGACUCAAUGCUACUUGAUCUCAUUUCCAUAUUAGACGAUGCAGACAUGAGGCUCCAGUACAUUCAUUGCAUCCUGUUGGUAUUAAAAGGUUGUUUAAAAAUUUGCAUGUGGCCCUCACGUGUGUUGUGUAAGCCGGAGGCCAGAUUUACAUGAAUUUUCAUGUUUUCUGAAGCAGGUGAUGACCUGACCAGCCAAGUUCAAUGACAACAUCACAGCAGACUACUGUUCCCCCAUUUCUCACUUUGCAGAAAACCUUAGAAGCUUACUAAGCAAAACUGAUAGAAAGACCUUGCAUGCCCUUAAACAACUUUACAGGCAGACAUCUAUAGAGGCUGCAGCAAAGCCAGUGUUUAGCAAGCAUUUAGGUAUUUUGUGUGUGUGGAAUAUUUUUUUUGAUGCAGCACUUUUAAUGAACAUAAAAGCGCAUUUAUCAAUUAAAAACAUUUUGAAAGAUUGCAUCAGUUAAUAUAUCUUCAUGUUCUAAUGCCUCUUGCUUCUACAUUUCUAUUUUACUGACUCUGUUUGUCUUUUUCUGUAAGGAAUGGCAGGAAUCCCUCUUCAUGUAUGGUUCUUUGUUUGUCUACCUUCAGGCUGUGAAUCUCGCUUACCUCUGACAAUAAAGGGUGAAGGUUUGGGACCCCAACUCCAGCUCAGCUAUGACCUGAUGGACAUGAAAAACGUAUUCAUUGGGGGCAAAGACACCUAUGAGGUAAGAAAGCUUAAUUCAGGGUAGACUGUAAAGGUAUUUAUGUUUAUCUUGGUUCAGCCAUAGUGAAAAACAGAACAGCAUUGAUACAUUGCACAAACAAAAUAAUGUACUGUCAAAAUGAAUAGUGUUGAACAAUUUGAUAUCAAAUGCCAUAGAAGUUUUGACGUUUGAUCCCUAAACUCUCCUUUGUGUCCUUGGGCAAGACACUUUAUCCACCUUGCUCCGAGUGUGUGUCCUCCACUGGUGUAUGAUUGUGUGUAAUGGUGCUCAAAGAAGUCGUAGGUGCAAAUUGGCAGCCAUGUUUCCAUCAGUCUGUCCCAGGGCAGCUUUACCACCACCAGGGUGUGUCCGUGCGAGUGAAUCAAUGAUGUAUCCAAUGAAAAGCGCUUUGAGGGCCACUGAAAAAGCACUAUAAAAAUCUGUAUAUAUAUAUCCAUAUAUAUAUCUAUAUAUAUACACUCACCGGCCACUUUAUUAGGUACACCUGUCCAACUGCUCGUUAACACUUAAUUUCUAAUCAGCCAAUCGCAUGGCGGCAACUUAGUGCAUUUAGGCAUGUAGACAUGGUCAAGACAAUCUCCUGCAGUUCAAACCGAUCUCUUCCCGUGAUGUGAUGUUGUAGAAAAUCAGUUGUGUCAUUCACAGUUUGUCUUCUCUGACUAUAGAGCUCAAAUGGAUAAUUCACCAGAUUGAAGUCAUUUCAAGGGCUUUCAGAAAUAAUGAGUUUGUUUUGAUCAAUUAAUUUCAUUCUUCGUGAUUCCUUCUUCGUAAACAAGAAGGAAUCACAGCACAUAACUGGAGUAAUCACAAAAAAUUAUGUUUUGUUUCAUACAUCUGGGUGGAAAUUGUGGGGGAAUAUAUUAUCUCCUCUCUUUCUUAAUCGUACUCAGAAGAACCUGCACACGUAAACACACACACACACACACACACACACACACACACACACACACACACACACACACACACACACACACACACACACAAACAUACAGAUGUUCUUUGGUAAGCCUAUAUUACCUCUGCAACAGUAUGAACUGCAGUUCAGUGUUUCAUUUUAGCAUAAAACUACUAUUUUAGCUGUUUAAAAGCUGCCUGUGAAACACAUUGGGCUCUAUUUUCGUGAUUCUCCGGAGACGUGGUGCACGCGUGGCGUAAGUCAGGUCCGCUGCACCGACAAGGCAUUCCCAAGCACAAUUUGGUAUUUUGGUGAGCGGCGCAACCCGGCAUAAGUAUCCCCCCUCCCUAACUCAGCUCCUCCCAGCAGCGUAAGUCGUAGCGAGGGAGGAGAGAGGGCGUGGAGUGGGUUUAACACAGCCAAGACCUGUACUGACCAAUAACAUCAAUAGGCGUAUUACUAUUUUCGUGAAGUAGUCAAAGAGUUCAAGAGUAAGACAAAAAUCCUUUUCCACAAAUAAAGACACUCACAUAAAGUUGCACAUAUUCAAACCUCACGUGACAAAGGUGGGUUGUGUGCAGAGAUCACAUCAGCAGUCCAACUGCUAUAAAAAAAGAAUUGCAAGGUAAUCAUUUGACCUUUGCGACAUAAUUAGACACUGCUGGUGAGAACAGUAAACAGAGCCUGCAUGCAGUGUAUGGGAGAAAGAGAGACAGAGUUAAACAGGGGGAGACAGGGAAAGCAGAGGUCCUGUGUGUGUGUGUGUGUGUGUGUGUGUGUGUGUGAAUGUGUGUGUGUGUGUGUGUGUGUGUGUGUGUGUGUGUGUGUGUGUGUGUGUGUGUGUGUGUGUGUGUGUGUGUGUGUGUUGGACUGAAGGGGCUCAGUGAGGUGAUCGGGUCAAAGUAGUAGCAACAAAGUUAGAAUAUGAGAAAAAGUGAAAUUGAAAAAGGGGAAAUUAAGAAAAACAAAAAGUCAGUCAUUGCUGACUGGGUAAGUUUGUUCUGCAAAAAUUGAAGAUAAAUGCAAUAAGUUUUAAUUAGAUUAUCUCAGAGCCUGUGGUUAAUUAUCAAUGCUUUUUAUCACCUGAUAGCACCUAAUAAUUCACAUUACUCACAUUACUACUUUUUUGAUAGUGGGGCAAAGAUUUGACAUGUUCAUUCAUUGGAUUUUUUUCUUUUCCAGGUCAUAAUGUGGAACACAGGCUUGACUGAAGCCCCUUUCAGGUUGUCAAGCCCUGACACCACCUUUGGAUGCUGUUUCUCCUUCAGCCCUGAGGAAGGUGUUGUUCCCUCUGGGGCCAGCCAGAUUGUGACAGUGACCUUCCACAGUCAAAUCUUGGGAACUUUCUCUGAAGACUUGCUGCUAACUGUCACAGGACAGCCCCAGCCACUUACCUUGACUUUCAGGUGAUGUUAGGGGAUAAUCCGUCUCAAAAUGGAAUAGAACAUUAAGCUUAAACAAAACCAGUAUUGGAGAGUGUACAUGUUCCUCUUAACUUAGCAGCCUUUAAAGACUCUGGGCUCUAUUUUCGUGCUUUGGCGGAGACGUGACGCAGGUGCGGCGUAAGUCAGAUCCGCCGCGCCGACAAGGCGUUCCCAAGCACAAUUUGGUAUUUUGGUGAGCGGCGUUAGUAUCCCCCGUCGCCUUUGAAUCUGCCACCGUCGAGGCGUAUUACUAUUUUCGUCAAGUAGUCAAAGAGAUCAAGAGAUGUCUGAAGACAGCAAUGCCACACAGUGGCGACGGAAGGCAGCCCCUCAACAAGUGUCGCUGUAAACGCUGCAGAGGGCAUCCAGAGGGCAGCUGAUUCUAUUGACACAUCCCUCUGCCACACCACCACGCCCAGCUUGGCGGACCUUGUUGCGCCUCAGUCCACAAAAAUACCAAACUUGCUGUACGCCAGGCUCCACCAGACGAAAAUACCACUGCGGGGUGUCCGCCACCCUCCGCCGCCUCACCAGCGGACACGAAAAUAGAGCCCUCUGUGUUGUUUCAAAUCAUUCUCAAUGAUCAUGUCUUUGUCUUCUCUUUCAGGGGUUGUGUCAUUGGUCCCAUAUUCCAUUUUAAUAUUUCAGAGUUUAAUUUUGGAACUGUAGCCUUUGGUGCGUUAAUUUUUACCUUUGUUACAUUCUUGUCAUCUUCAUUUUUUUUUUUACCUUACUUAUCUUGGUCAUGUGUCUAUACCCUCUUGCCCAGGCUUCCCGCAAACAUUGGUUUGUACCCUCUUCAACACCUCCUUUGUGCCUAUGACCUUUGGCCUACGUGUUCUAGGAGAUGGAUCAGGGUCUCCAAGUGUGACUUCUUCCACAUGGCAGGGCAGCACCACUAAAGACCUACGUGGACAUCCUGUGGAGUUUACCAUCAGCCCUGCAGCAGGGUCUGUGCGUGCUUUGUCAAAUAUCACCAUAAAGGUAACGUAAAAUAACAAGUAGAAGGAGAGCCAUUUAAUUUAAUUUUCCUGUUACUGCAACAUAAUAAGGGCCUGUAGUCUGUCUGUUCAUGUUUCAAACCUGAUUCAAAAAUGUGGCACAACUAUUGAUAAGAGUGGCAUCCAUACAUUUUCAUAAUUCUAGACAUAGUAUCAAAAUAGUUGACUAAAUAAUAUAAGAUAUACCUUUAUUAGUCCCACAGGGAGAAAUUUCAAAAAAUACAACAGCAGAGAUACAAAUACAAAAGAGAAAUUAGAGGAUAAAGAAACUUAUAUACAUGUGUACAGCAUAUACAUAUAAAAAUGGUUUCUACACCUUAGAGUUUGCGGAGCUGCUGUAAAGGGCUGUCGUUUGUCCAGCACUGGAAGCCCGGAUAACAGAUAGAAAACAGAUAGAUCUCAAAGAAACAGGAAUGACAAAAUAGUUUCCUUGCAACCGAGGGGUGAAAACUUAGGCUUACCUUUAAGGCCCUAUCAUUAACUGCAGAACUAGAAGGUGAUUCACUUCUUAUAUAGGCUCUCAAUACAAGAAAACGGCCUGGAACUGUUCAAAACAAACUAAACACUAAUUAUCUAACUAGCCAGUCAUAUAUGCAUACUGUAUGUACAGUAUAUAGUGCAUAUAUGCACAAAAUUAUACCCCCACAUGCUCCAUUGUUAUGUUUUGCACACACAUUUUUGACAGAUGUAGGGUUGGUAUCACUCUGCUCUAACUGACUUCCUAUGCAUUUAAGCUUUUACCCUAAUAUGUUCAGUGCAGUUUGGCUGCAUGUUUUUUCCUGUAUUUAACACUCAUUUUUACUUUAACUAAAAGCAGCAAACACCUACUGUUCCCCCUUAGGGUCACAGUUGUGAAUAUGUGGAAUACUUAAUCCGAACAUGUCAUCUCAUUAGUCUAUGUUUGUGUAAUUCAACAGUUGACACUGUGCUCCAACACGGUCAAGAGAUACAGGCUGGCACUGGUUGUGGAUAUUGAGGGUGUUGGUGAGGAGAUCAUGACUCUGCCUAUAAAUGCAAGGUGAGUCACAAAAACGUCAGCUUACCCUCAAGUUUUAAUGCACGUGCAGACUUGUGCAUACUGGCACAAAAGUUAGAGGUCUUUCAGGAUCUUUUGCAAGUUGUUUAAAUUUUACUAUCUUUUGUCCUGUUAGGAUGGAAUAUCAUCUCUUUUUCAAAGUGAGAGCCAAAGUUUAAAGCAGCUCUUGAUGUAGAAUGUGUAACAACUGUGACAAGACAGUAAAAAAGAAGAGGUUCAUCCUCCUUUUACAAAGUAUGCUCUCUGCCUCUCAGACAGUGAAGUGGCUUUUUUUCUGGCAAUAACUUCUCCUGUGCAAACCCUUGUCGCUGAUGCUUUGACAGGCAGUGAAUGUGGGCCAUUGAACUUCUAUACAGGUGUCGACAAAUCAGUGAAGUAUGUGUUAAAUAUGCAGAAGCUAAUUUGCAUAAUAAUACAUUGGAAUGUCACCUGCGCCAUCACUCAGAAUGGGGCAUCGGAAUCUGACUUCCUCAUGGCAAUCACAGUCAUUGUAAAUUUAUGAAUCAGCUCUAAUUAAUAGGCUGCGGUUUUGGCAUGGAGCAAUGCAAUUACUGUUGUUACUCAUAAAUGAGCCUUUCUUCUCUGCUCCUCUCUCUAUCUGCCACUGCCUUUAUUUCUCUUUGUUUAUAGAUGUGUUGUCCCUGAUGUUGUCGUGGAAACUCCAGUGUUGGACUUUCAAAGGUGUUUCCUUAAUCAUCCCUAUAAACAGCAAGUGAAACUGACCAACACUAGCUCUCUGCCUGUGUGCUGUGGCUUGCUUGACCAGGUAGAGUACAUCAUCACAAUAAAUUAUUUACGCGUGUGCGUGUGUGAACACUGUAAGUGGCAAAUGACAGGAAUGUGUCAUCAACAAGAAGCACAAAAGCUGUCAAAGCUGACAGGCAUGCAUAACUAAAUUGAAUAAUUUAGAUGACUGGCUGAUAUCCAGCUCAGUACAGCAAAGGUCGAGGUGACCAACAUGACCACAAUGUUAUUCCUUUAAAAAGAGGCUAGACGGUUAGGACGGGUCAUUCUUUUCUCUUGCAUGGAAAAGUCAAGAUGUAAAGAUAGAUCCCAGUUUCAGAGCUAUACCUUAAAGGGAUAUAUUGUGGCGUAAAUUUAAGUAAAUUUCUUGGUGUAACCAGGCAAAGCUAAAAAGAUAUUUGAUGGCUAGUACUAUGGCUGGGACCCUUUAUAAACUGUUGAUGAAAUUAGCUGCUGUUCUGAGCAUUAUUUGUGGCCAUCCUGCGGUCAUUGCUGAAGUUGGUAUAACUAGAGAAGCAAGCAGAUGGCAACAUUCAUCCCUCUCGAGGGGGGGUCUAACUCCAUGUUACAGUGUGUUUGACCCUAACUUAAAUUUACGCCAGAAUAUCCCUUUAACUCUCACAGCCCUCAAUAAUGCCAGGUGUUGGGUAUGUGAGUCCACAUCAGCUUGAAACAGAGAUAAUAAUAAGCAACAGGACACACCUUCAGGAUAUCAUGUGUGGCCUGAAAGUAAGCAUUAAAUGACAAUCAAAUUUAUUGCAGCAAAUACAUAUUAACAUAAUUUAAACACAUUUUAACCAUAAAUGCCAUCCCUGUACAUAUCUUUAAUUGAAAAACAGCAUGUUUACUAUUAUGCAACUACAGCAGUUCUUACAUCACUGGCCAUGCUAGCUUUAUAAUUUUUUGUCCAAACUUGAUCAAACACUUUUUCAGUAUGCAUUUUCAACAUUUUUCAGGGGAUGUGACAAAUCAUUCCUCCUAUCACUAACUUUCACAAUGAACUCUGAGCAAGCCUCACAGGAAAGUUUGCUGAUAUGUAGACUCAUGAAAUUUGAAAAUGGAGCCUUUUUGAUCAAAAAUUUAAUCUGAAAAUAAAAAAAACCUUUGGAUAUGAUUCUCAAUGACCCAUUAGCCUUUACUUUUUGCUGUACUAUUUGUUGGCAUGGAGACUUCCUGAAGUGCUAAGCUAGGCUAAUAGUCUCCUGGCUCCAGCUUCACAAUAACUGCUUAGGCAGGGUGAUGGUAUUGAUCUUCUUUUUGGGCUCCUGGAAGAAAUAAAACAACUGCAUUUCUUGAUAACAGUAGGGCUGUCUCAGUAAAAGCAGUUAGGUGUAAGUGUAAUGGAAUAUUUUUAGACUUUUUUACCAGUUUAACAGGGAGAAACUACUUUACAUACAUAAUUGAUAAAGAACUAAGUACUGGCUUGUAAACAACAUAAAUGAACUAAUAAGCCAAGACUGAAGUCAAUAGGUCUGCAAGCUGGCAAGUAUUCACUGGACUUUGUUAAAAAAGUGGUCAAGAGGAGGUGAAUUUAAUUAAAGGACCUUUAGGAGACUUGUAUGUAUAUAUAUAUAUAUAUAUAUAUAUAUAUAUAUAUAUAUAUAUAUAUAUAUAUAUAUAUAUUUGAUUUAUCAGUAGAAGCUGUGUCUAUGUGCCUGCAAGAAAAAAACAUUAUUCCCAUCUGUGUCACAUCAUGCAGACACAUGAAGAAAGUCCAUCACUGGUUUUUGGGAGUCCCGAACCCAGAGGUGUUAUUCUUCCUCAUCAAUCCAAGAAGAUUCCUGUGUUCCUGCUCGCUAAAGCUUUAGGAGAACUGCACAACACUCUACGCAUUGCAGUGUUUGGCAGCAUCCAACCACCACUGGUCAGUUCAAUUCUUUUUGAAUACAAUAUUUAUGACUUAAACCUGAGUCGAUUGACUGAAAUAUAAAUAUAGUGUUUUUCCUCCAAAUUGAAAAACUCUAAAAGCUUUCAACUUCUUUAUUUUUUAUUUUAGGUGGUGUCUUUGUCAUGUAUUGGACAGGGACCAAUAGUCCAUGUCCAGAAUCCACAGUUGGACUUCGGGACUAUCCCAGUUCUGACAGACAUUGCUAGGGUCCUGCACCUGUCAAACCAUUCACCCAUUCCAGCUUGCUUUACUGCAAGAGUGGUAAAAACACACAGUUUGAUAAAAUCAAACCUCUGCGCACACACAGAGAAUUCCUUCAAAUAUAACUCGUUUUCUAUAGAUAUUAUUAAAUACACACAAAUAUCUACUAAUUUUGUGGCUAGAUUUAUGAGCCUUUGAGUCAGAUUAAUAUCAUAAUUAAUUAAUUCCCGCGGAAUUGAUGACCCAUUUCAACUGCAUCCGGUUAAUACUUGUAAAGUGAUUUUUUAAUGGUUCUCAUUCUAGAUUGACGAUAGGCCAUUUGUUUCAAUUCCUUACAUUUAAUUGAUGCUUCAGCAGCUCACAAUCAUGAACAUUGCACAAAUGAGAAAUUUUAGUCCAUUUACUGCCUUCACAGCUGGGUUUUUUGGCAUAAACAUGCACACCUCAACUGUGUGCUGAAAAUUUUAUGUCGGUCAUGCUUAACCAUUUCUCAAAAUUGGAUGAUAAUGAUCCAUUAACCAGCCUUCAUUGUGCCUACUCAGUAUAAAAUUAAACCUCUUGACACUGUGCAUCUGUUUACCAGCACUGCCUGAUAUACAUUAAACCUGUUCCUUAGUAUUGUCUCAGCUUCCGUACACAUGACCAGAGUGCACACAUAAAUUUAAAAACACACACAAGGAACCCCAGCAGAACUGCAGUUGGAUGACCCUGUCCUCUCCUCUAAGACAGUGUUGAGGGAAGGAGUUUCCCUCCUGCUCUCUUCAGCACCAAUCGAUGCUGAUUCUCCUGGAAUUACAUUACAUUUCGCUCAAUAGGCUGGCGGAGAGCCACACAAAUAGACACGAUUGCAGAAGAUUGCAGGGAUAUUGCGGAAGCUAUGCACACUUGCAUCUCUUUUUGAUAGUCAUCAGUGAAAAAUACCUUGUAGACCAUUUAAACACCCAGCAAGUUAUCUGGUGACUAGAAACAGCAUGUAUUGAUUUGGUUGUGCUAAUAUAAUAACUGACAGGAGAACUGGCUGCAGUGGUGACUGCUGCAUCAGCCCAGGAUAUGCAGUUUGAUAUACUGUUGAUGACUGAACAACACACCACACUGAUUUGGAUUCCAAGCCCUUCUUGACCUGUGCUGCAUUCAAAAGCAAUCAAUGCUAAUGCAGCCGGUUUGAUGUGAUUAUUAAGAUUCCAGUCGUCUUGCUUUUCUCUCCAGGGAGUCAACCCUGCUGAUCGUACUCCUUUACUGGCCCCACCCACUUCUUUACCAUGAUCACCCUUGUAUCGACCCACAUCAAGUUCGCUUUCACCAGCUCCUUUACCUCAUAAAACAAGCACUGAGAAAGUGAUCUAUGACUCCUGGAGACACAAAUUGGUCAAGUGUUGCCUGUUAUUGUGAAACAUUUUCUUUUUUUUACCUUUGUCCACGGAGCUUUCCUAAAGAACAGAAGCAUCAGACUAAAUUCUUAUAUUUUAUACAUCCAGCAUCAUUUCAGUGCAGCUUUUUCUUCAAACACAAAUGUCAGUUGCAGAAUAUGAAGACAUUUUUCUCCAUCGAUCAGCAAUCUGCUGUGCUGUUCUAAAGGCAGAGAAAAUCACUCAGGCUUCACUGCAUCUGUGGGACUCUCAUUCUCAAAAUACAAAUUAAAGUUAAUGUUCCAGCCAUCCCUCGACAGAGAUGCUUUAUAGAACAUUGAUUGUGGUUCCAACCGCUGCGUAGUCAGAUAUAUAUAGCACAGUGAGCACAGUGAAGGGCUUUGUUGGAACACUGGACAUGAAUGCAAGAUUUACAUCUGUUUUCUCAUUACGUCUGACUUCAUUCACACAAAGUGCACAGUACUAUGAAAUAAAAUUAAUAUUGAGGGUGUUUUUGCAGACAUCACUUUUUGUGCUCACAUGAAAGAUGGUAUAAAAAUGAGCAAUUCAUAUUUUUGAACCAUCCACAUAUUCCAAAAAUAUUUUUACAUCGGAUCAAAUUAUUGUAACCUGUCUGUUUAUCUUCAUACAUAAUGAUAGCUAUGUUCUGUUUCAAGAAAGUCAGACAGGGAGCCCCUGCACUACCGUAACUCUAGGAUCACAUUCUGCAGACUUGUUAAUGUAAUCAUCCUGUUACUUGAGAUACACAUCAGUCUUUUCAUGUCCAUCCAUGGCUUUAGUCUCAAUGCUAUGUGCUGCACAAGUUUAGGGAAAGUGCACCCACAAGGGAGACAUCUCCAUGGAUCACAUUUCAGACAUGCACCUUGCUAUAGUAACAGUUAUGAACGAUGCUACAAAUGCAAAGACUGUUUUAAGAAGUUCUCAUCAGGUAAGGAGUAUGGAAGGACUCAGUUUGUUCCUCUGUUUCCUCAGUGUCAUAAAAAAAGCUUCUGGUAUGUUGAGCCCAGCGAGGGGGAAUUGCCACCAGAGAGCCAGCUGGAGCUUAAGGUAGUAGCUCAUCUGAAGGACACUCUGCUCUUCCAGGCCAGGCUGGAGGUAUCCAUACAAGACAGUCAAACACACAACAUCCCUCUGUCUGCUACAGGCACUGGCACAACAAUUGUCAGUGACAGGCCUUUAGGGCCCAGGCUUGAGCUGGGAACAUACCUAAGGUAGGAUAAAAAAGGUCAUGGCCAUAAGUCUGAGUUUACUGUAAGACCAAACAUUAGCUUUACUAACAGUAUGCUACAAAUUCUUGCUGUCCUCUUUAUGUCCCAUAAGCCAUGAGACAUGUCAGUACCACUUUAAGUUGACCAACCAUGGCCAGCGAGUCCACCUACUGUACUGGAGCAUGGAAAGCCCCCUACUCUCACCAAAACCUCGCAAGGGAAACUUGUCCGGCAAAACCACCCAGCCCCCAAUCUCUGCUCCUAGAACGAAGGACACCCAGGACCUACCCUCACCAAAACCUUGCAAGGGAAACUUGUCUGGCAAAACCAUCCUGCCCCCAAUCUCUGCUCCUAGAAAGAAGGACACCCAGGACCUUACACCCUCGCUUUUCAUUAGCAGAGAUCAGCCAGUGUUCAGUCUCAGUCCUGCUCGUGUGGAGCUUUUCCCAGGCUGCUCUGUUGACAUGGUGCUGACGGGAACCUCUGACUCUCCCAAGGUGAGACAGUUCACUUGCAAUUCCAAUUGCAAAUAUAACAAAUCAGUUUUUUUCAGUGCAGCCAUUGUGUAUUUAUCUGAUUAGAUACAUGUUGUCGUUUAACACUGAAUAUCUAGGACGUAAGGGAGCGAUUGGUGUGCCGUGGCAUUGUAGGUCAGAGGGCCUCUAAUGAGCACAUCAUGUCUGUGGAUGUUAACUGUCGCUUUCUGGCGCCUGUGCUCAGCUUUUCUUCCAAACAGCUGAACUUUUACACUGAAAAGGUGGGUCAAUGGAUCUUAUUGUUGUAUGCUUGAUGUUCUUUGGAAUGAUGUUGCAUGAUUGUAAUUUAAAUCAAAUAGCUGACUUACACUUUGGCCUAACAGCAUGUGAACAUCAGUUAUUGUGUCACAUUGCUCUGCAUCACACAGCAACAGAUGCUUGCUGUCCACUGGUCAUCUUUUAGGACACUUUUGUCAUGUCAUGUAAGCAAACCACUCUGGUACGAGGGGUAUGCAGGAGACCCGUAUGACUUUUCCAAUGUGUAGGCUUGCAUUUUAUGAUUGUGGUAAGUUAGUAUACUCAAAUAUGAAGCACGGUCACCCAGCUCAUUUUGCUGCUGGCACUUGCCCAUGUCUUAUGCUAAUCAGAUUUUGGGCUCUAUUUUUGUGCUUUGACGGACACGUGGCGCAAGUCAGGUCUGCCACGCCGACAAGGCGUUCCCAAGCACAAUUUGGUAUUUUGGUGAGUAGUGCAGCCCGGCUGAAUAUCUCCCCUCCCUAACUCAGCUCCUUCCAGCGGUGUAAGUCGUAGCAAGGGAGGAGAGAGGGCGUGGAGUGGGUUUAACACAGCCGAGACCUGUAUUGACCAAUAACAUCAGCUCCUCUUCUUGCCUUUAAAUCCGCCACCAGCGAGGCGUAUUACUAUUUUCGUGCAGGAGUCAAAGAGAUCAAGAGAUAUCUGAAGACAGCAAUUCCACACGAUGGCGACAGAAGGCAGCCCCACAACAAGUGUUGCUGUAAGCGCUGCAGAGGGCGUCCUGCACACUGUCCCAUAGACGAAAUUACCACUGCGCGGGGUCCGCCAACCUCCGCUGUAUCCCCGGCGGACAUGAAAAUAGAGCCCAUGGUGUAAAACGCUUACAACUUUGUAAAGGCUCAUGGAUACUGUUUUACUUUGUCUGAUUCCACCUUGUACAAACUAACUAAUCAGACUUUUCCAUAUUUCUUUGUCUUCAAACAGUUCUUUGAGCUUUCACAUUCAUUGAAAAUCCUUACAGGUUCCAGGAGAGAAUCUGGUGCCCCUGUAUGAGAAGCUGGUACUGAAAAAUGUGUCCUCUCUGCCACUUUCCAUGGAGCUCUCUCUUGUAGAGCCGUUCUCUUUCUGUGAGACUUCAGAAGCCUUCAGCCCUAUGACCACAAAGGUAAACAUAACUACCCUUUACCUAACUCUUCAUUAUUAUUUGUCUUAUAUAUUUUUUCAUAUCCAGCCUCAGUAGGGAGAAACAAUGGAUUUCGGUGGCAUACAGUCUUUUCCACAAUAAAAAUUUUCUUUAACUUAUGUUAUUCCUCCAGAAAGUGAUGUAUUUAGAAAUAAUCACUGACCAUUUGUUUGGUAUUAAAGGGAUAUUCCAGUGUAAAUUUAAGUUUCCAAAUCUGCAUGCGCAAACCUCAACCAAAAAGCCACUCUAUUGUCACAAAUAAUGCUCAGAACAGCACCUAACUUAACAUAUAGGGUCCCAGCCAUAGUACUAGCCAUUAAAUAUCUUUUUUAGCUUUGCCUGAUUUUUUUAGCAAAGAGACUAAACACAACUCACCCACUCUCCUCCAGCAGCCGCUUGUUUGUGGGAGAACCCUGACGAGUCGAUCACUGGGAGCAGUGGAUCAUCAUAAUAAUCAUUUUGCACUGCAGACGCGGUAGAGCUACUGCCUUAGCAUCUCGGUCUGAUUGGAUUUCCAUGAAGUAAUGAUCAUAAAUGUUCUUCCUUGAGCUGCAAAACUCCACUGCACUUGGUGAUCGACUCGUCAGGGCUCCCUCACUAAAAAGUGGCUGCUGGAGGAGAGUGGUUGAGUUGUGUAACCGCUCAGAAACUCUAAAUGGAAAGUAAACCUUAGUAGGGACUUUUGGAUUUGUGCUUCAAACCUCCUGGAGAGAAUGUUUUUCAAGUGCAACAGUAGUCGAACUUUUUUUGUUCAAUUAACCUUGAAAAUAGGAAAAAAACCUUUUAGCUGAUGAUCAAACUGUGUCGCAUGUUUCCAAGCCUGAUUAGAAAAAACUUGAUAUCUGAAUCAUGUUUUCUGGAUAAGAUGUUCUUUACCUCUCCUAACCGAGCAUUUAGAUGCUUUGCACUUAGGGGCAUGACUUAUUAUGAACAUCUCUUAUUACUGUGAUAGAAUUUCAUUUUAUUCCUACCCAUCAAAGAGAUUUUUAUUUUAUCACAGCCCUGCCUCCCAUUGCAAGAGUUGAUUAAAAGCAGGAUUUGAAUCCACAUUAAAAAGGUUUCAUGCCUCAGGCAGGUCUCUGAUGGAAGCGAAAAGAGAGGCGAGGUUUUUGAUAAGCCUGUGGCCCAAGGCAGGAUUACAACAAACCUUUCAUUAACCUGUGGAAAGGUUUUGAAAGGGUUUGUGGACUCGUGCUACGGGAGUCAUCAGAUGAAAAAUAUGAUGUCAUGAUAUUUUAUUAAGCAUACAAAAGAGAAAAAUAAAAAGAGAUAAAUAAAAACCCUCAAAAGAUUGAUGAUUUUUUUAUACUGUUUUUAUACUGUGUGUCCUUUUCCAGUCCAUGGUUUUAGGUGAUGGAGGCCAGGCUGAGUUGUGGGUGUGCUUCAAUCCAGCUUUCUGUCAAGAUCGGGUAUCACGAGUGGUUGAUCAGGUAAUAGAGAUGUUUUUUUUUUCCUCUCUAGUUCUUAAAGUCUUGGAUUAUCUUCAGGGGCGAUUUUAGCAUCUGGUCUUUAGGGGUGCUCAGCCCCCACCCCAGUGUUGACAGAGCCCCAUUGCUUUUCACUAAAUGAGGCCUACGAGUACGUUUGUAAAUGUUGGAGCUGUAUUGGUUUUGCUUUGAGUGUGAAUUCCUUCAAAUUUGCACAUUACAUGAGCCAUGCCCAUAGAAAAACCAGUUCCAUUUUCUUACAUACAAACAAUAGAACAAAUAAUAGAAAAUAAAUUAAAUGGUCAAUAAAAUACUUCACCUUAAUGCACCCUAAUGCAUUCUUGAGCACAAACCACACCCUUUUUAAUCACCUAAUAACAUCUAGAAUGUCUUUUAUUAAAAAAAAAAAAAAAAAAAUCCACAUAUUAUUUUGAACAAUGCAGGUCUCUUUCUGUGUGGAUUAAUGAAUGGGCCUAAAGUGACAAAGGUGGGUUGUGAGCAGAGAUCACAUCAUAAAUUCCAAUAAUGGCAUUAAAAUCGGAACCAUCUGUGCGUAAAUGACGCAUCGCCCUCCAUGGCCUGGCUCUUUCUUUCAUAGAUGUUGGCAUAUAAAAUACAUUUGGCUCACAAAACUGAAUAUUAUAAUAUCUGUAUGUCGGCUUAAAGUAGAUAACUCAUCUGAUCACUGAAACAAAUCAUCUGUUCAGCUGAGAGGACACGGAGACAUGUCCAGGUUGAGCUGCGCGAGAAAUAAGAAGGAAGAGGAAGAAUUACAUAUCUCGUUCACUUCAUCAUGUGUGUCUAUUUACUAGAUAUUUAAUUUAAUUUAAUGCGGUUUCAGCUUUGUUGAUUCGGUCAGGUCGUGUGUCCAAACCUGUGCCAAACGCGCUCAUCAGAUCAGAUAUAGAUCAGAAUAUAUCUAUAUAGAUCUAAAUGUAUGUGCUGACUCAGAUUAUUAGUUCUUGAUGAUUAUUUAUUUCACUAAAAUGUGCCUGACACUGUGGAAACCUGCCAGUGAGGCAUCAGUGACGUAUGCCGAUACGCUGCAGGUCUACCAAAAUACCACUAGACCAGCUGCGCUCCGCCACCUCACCGGCAGACACAAAAUUUGAGCCUUUAGUCUCAAGUCUGUGAUUACAGAUGAGGGAGUUACUCGCAUUAAAUGAGAACAAACUCUGUUUGCUGCAAAAUGAACAUGUUAUAUAAAUGUUUCUGGUCACAUGGAUUUCUUCACUUGACAUCUUUAUCCAGUUCCUUGAGGUGUACUACCCACAGCAAGACAUGGUGGAGCUGCAUGCUGAAGUCCAUUUUCCCAACCUCCACUUCUCCUCCACCACAGUAGAUUUUGGCUGUGUACUAAACUGCACAGAGACUCAGAAAGUCAUCUUAGUCACUAACUGCUCCCCACUGCCAGUGUCUUACCAGUGGGCUUUCCUGGAGGACCACUGCACCAUGGGGUAGGUUGAAAAUAUCCACAC